AGACUCGACUCGAAAAUACUAUCUCACACCUGCAAUUUGUCUCCAAAAAGAAAAAAAGAAGGCCGAAAUGGGUUUCGUAUUCAAAUUUCUCUUGACAGCCUUCUUUAUCGGGGAAGCAAUUUACCUUAUAUCGAACUGGGCAGCGGCAAGGGCGGAGAGAAAGUAGUGUGGCCUGAGAUGUUAGGUGGUGUGAUGUUAAUGUUUACUUGCUAUCGCGUUAAUCGAAAAGAUUAGAGGGGA
Molecule: messenger RNA, 240 nt
Organism: Tuber melanosporum (Perigord truffle)
Lineage: Eukaryota; Fungi; Ascomycota; Pezizomycetes; Pezizales; Tuberaceae
Exons: 3
Coding region: 68-166 (32 amino acids)
Source: RefSeq, a predicted model, not a curated record